AUGAAAGAUGAAGAUAGAUAAGGUUAUGUAAAGAUAAAAUUCAACUACCUGUUUGAUGGAUAUUUUUCUUUUCUGAACUUCUAAUUAAGUUUAUUAUUACUAUAAAUAUGUCGUGGAUUAUAGAUAAUUCAUUAACGGUUUUCCAAAAAUUUUGUAUAAACGUGUUGAAAUGUGGACCCGUCCCUAAACACAUAGCUUUUAUAAUGGAUGGAAAUCGACGAUAUGCGAAAAAAACAAAAGUAGAAAAAACCGAAGGACACUCCAAAGGUUUUGAAAAACUGGCAGAAUGUCUACAGUGGUGCAAAGAGUUGGGGGUAAAGGAAGUAACUGUUUAUGCUUUCAGUAUAGAAAACUUUAAACGUAGUGAGGAUGAGGUAAAUGCAUUAAUGCAAUUGGCUAAGGAAAAGUUUCAGAAACUAUUGGAAGAGAAAGACAAAUUAAUGACGAAUGGUGUUUGUAUAAGAGUAAUAGGUAACUUGUCAUUACUACCUCCCGACUUCAGAAAACUCAUAGCAGAAGCAGUGUUAUCAACAAAAGAUAAUAAAAAAGCAAUAUUAAAUGUUGCGUUUUCAUAUACCUCAAGAGACGAAAUAGCUACUAGUAUGAAAGAAAUUGUAGGAGGUGUAGAUAAUCACGAAAUAAAUGUAGAAGAUAUCGAUGAAAACUUAAUAUCACAAUGUUUGUACACCAAUCAAAGCCCAGACCCAGAAGUAUUAGUUCGGACAUCUGGAGAAGUUAGACUUAGUGAUUUUCUUCUGUGGCAGACUUCAAACACCGAGAUUUGUUUCGCAAAAGUUUUGUGGCCAGAGUUUUGUGUUUGGCAUUUACUGGCUUGUGUUUUUAAAUAUCAAAGAUGUUACAGUGACUUACAAAAAUAUGAUUUGCAAAAGGAGGUGUGCUGUGAAAGGAAUAGUAGAGUUACAUCAUUUUUGGAAAAUUUGCAACAGAGGCGAUUUGAGCAGUUAGAAACGUAUGCCAAGUCGUGUUAAAACUUAGUGUUGUGUGCAACUAAAAAAAAAAGACAUUAAAUAAAAUGUAUGAUUAUUAUUCUGUUUCCUGUAUUUACAGAUUGUGUCAUUUUUAAAACGGGGUUUAUAUGUGGGUAUAUGUAAAUAUGUAGGCAAGUUAAGUAGUAAAUAAGACUUCUUAAUGUUUACAAUGAACUGUUAAAAAAGUAUAUCGUUAUAGAAAUUAUUUAAUAAAAUUUUAAAAAUAAAUUUUUUAUA
Molecule: messenger RNA, 1226 nt
Organism: Anoplophora glabripennis (Asian longhorned beetle)
Lineage: Eukaryota; Metazoa; Arthropoda; Insecta; Coleoptera; Cerambycidae
Gene: Dhdds
Product: dehydrodolichyl diphosphate synthase complex subunit DHDDS
Exons: 2
Coding region: 108-989 (293 amino acids)
Biological process (GO): polyprenol biosynthetic process
Cellular component (GO): endoplasmic reticulum; dehydrodolichyl diphosphate synthase complex
Molecular function (GO): ditrans,polycis-polyprenyl diphosphate synthase [(2E,6E)-farnesyl diphosphate specific] activity
Source: RefSeq, a predicted model, not a curated record